This is a messenger RNA of Prunus dulcis (almond), 666 nucleotides long. RefSeq names its product protein ELC-like. Bases 1 to 666 code for a protein of 221 amino acids. The record is from RefSeq and is a predicted model, not a curated record. The transcript has a single exon. Lineage: Eukaryota; Viridiplantae; Streptophyta; Magnoliopsida; Rosales; Rosaceae. Gene Ontology annotation, biological process: protein transport; endosome to lysosome transport; protein modification process. Gene Ontology annotation, molecular function: ubiquitin binding. Gene Ontology annotation, cellular component: ESCRT I complex.
AUGCCGAAGCCAAACUUGACUCUUCAACAAAAGCUCAUUAAGCGUGCAUUUACUGAAAUAGGUGCGGGCGACAUUGAUUACCCUAUACAACAUAGGCCCAGAAUAUUUGCCGAUAUUAUCCAGUUGCUCUUUCACAUCCCUUCAUUAGGUCUGACGAGGGGUAGGUUUCAGAAAGGAGAACCCGUCGUUUUGGUGAUCAAAGGAGCCAUUCCCGUCUUUUAUAAGGGCCAUCCUUACAAAACCCCAAUCAAAAUAUGGGUUCCAUUAGGUUAUCCUAGGGACUCCCCGAAGGUGCGCGUGGUGGUCGAGGACCAAGCGAUAAUGUCAAUCAAGUUACCUCAUCCUUAUGUCGACGCUGGAGCUGGUGGUCUAGUAAAUGUGCCGUACAUGCAGGCUUGGAUCGAAGCACACUCAGAGAGAACUCUCACAGGUCUGGUAAUUAAUAUGUGUGAAUGUUUUAGUGUAGACCCACCCGUUCGACAAAGGGUGCCGCCGCAGCCGCCGGCCCCGGUACCCACGUUCCCCAUUCCGCAGCCGCCUCAGGAGCAAGAGAUGCAAGAGAGGCAUGAAGAAGAGAGGCAUGAGCAAGUGAUGCAAGAGAGGCAGGAGGAAGGCAAGAGAUGCAAAGGCCAGAGACGCCGAGGUUGGGUUUGUGGUCUUCUUUGA